Messenger RNA from Schizosaccharomyces osmophilus, 1515 nucleotides. RefSeq names its product spindle pole body SUN domain protein Sad1 (gene sad1). Gene Ontology annotation, molecular function: protein-membrane adaptor activity. NCBI's taxonomy places the organism in Eukaryota, Fungi, Ascomycota, Schizosaccharomycetes, Schizosaccharomycetales, Schizosaccharomycetaceae. Gene Ontology annotation, cellular component: meiotic nuclear membrane microtubule tethering complex; nuclear envelope. Bases 1 to 1515 code for a protein of 504 amino acids. Gene Ontology annotation, biological process: nuclear envelope organization. The transcript has a single exon. The record is from RefSeq and is a predicted model, not a curated record.
AUGUUUACCAAUACACCUGUUGGAGGGAACCGGGAGAGAUAUAAUGGUGCACAUCCAGCCUGGUCCCGAUUAGGUACAAACACCGAACAGAUCCACCAAAAUACUACAGACAUGGCUGCUAAAAUGCAUAAACUUCGAUACACCCAACUUCGCUCUCCUCCUACCCGCGUGUCCGUAGAGACCAUGUCCUCGAACCCAACAGCGCCUGCUCCUGCAUUUGGCCUCCAGGUUCCCUACAAUCAAGACGAAGCUUCUGAAAAUGAAGAGUUUGAACGAGCUAUUAAAGAUGAUCCAUCCACCGCUUCCAAUGCCUCUUACUCUUCCGAAGAAAACGACGAUGCCAUUGAAGAUACAAGCAUAGCCGAUACUGAAGACAACGAAGAGGCCUCAGAUUUGGAUGAAGAUACUUACAAAGCGUAUUCGAAGCGUCCCUCCGCUAAAUUGCGCAAAAAACCAUUCAAGCAAUUUUUCAAACAGAAAUCUUGGCUGCCUUUCGAAUCCUACAAGUCACUGGCCUGGUUUUUCCUUGCAUUGUUUCUCACCUUGAUUAUUAUAGGAAUCCUCCACAAGGCUCCGGCUAUUUCAUUUGGUAAAGACGAUUCCAUAUAUCCGCCGAUAGCCCAACCUUCGCCUCCCAACGCAGCUGAUUUGGGCAAGCCGUUCCAUAUGUUUGAACCCCCAAAUGAAAAACCUAACAAAGAACACGAACCCGAGCCUUCUACUGGCUUCUUGACAAAAGAAGAAUUUCACAAUAUUCUUCACACCAAAAUAGAAGAGUUAAAGGCUCAGUUAGAGAAAGAAAUACUCUCGUUUAAAUCAUCCGAGUUAGCUGCUAUUACACUUGACGAUGAGUGGAAACACUUCAUUCAAACGACCGUCGAAAAUUAUAUUGGCGACCCUGUCUCACUUCCUAACUUUGCUCUUUUAUCAACCGGUGCAGAUGUUUUACCCUUUUUAACAACCAAAAAUUAUGUCAAGAGACCUUCUUCUUUUCUUCCAAAGGCAGCCUCCUAUUUAUUUGAUUCGUUAACGAUCCGUGGUCAUGAACCGAAUAUGGCAUUGCAAUCAACAAAUGGUGUCGCAAUGUGCUGGAGCUUUCAGGGCUCAGAAGGACAAUUGGGAAUCUCGCUUUCACGUCCAGUAUACGUUACAAAUGUUACCGUCGAGCAUGUGAAUCAAAAGGUUGCGCACGAUCUUUCUAGUGCCCCAAAAGAGAUUGAGGUUUGGGGUCAGGAUGUCCACCAGAACGGAAAAAAAGGAUUUUCUUACUUAGGUAGCUUGCUUUAUAACAUUCAAGGCGAGCCAAUUCAAACCUUCCCCAUUCAUGUUUCAUCAAAACUUCCGACGAAAAGCGUCAUUUUCAAGGUUAAAAGCAAUUGGGGAAAUCCUGAAUAUACCUGCCUAUACCAGAUUCGGGUUCAUGGUACUGUCCCAAAACGAGAAGCAAUGGCUGGCUUAAAUGAAGAAACCUCUGGUUCCGAAGAAGAUGCUUUGCUCGAAGAAUCAUUGUCAUAA